CCAUAAAUAUCAGCUUGGUUAGGCUAAUUUUAGGAGCUGUAGUCAGACACCAGGGCAUGCAGGAUGUCUCUCAGGCCAAUUGGCUGGAUAUGUGGAGAGCUGGUCAGGAAAUUUGCUGGACAAGCCCAGAUAAUACAGAGAGUCUUCUUGGAAAUUAUAGAUGAGAUUAGGGAUGAAUUCCCCAAUUUACUGAGACUGACAAGCUCAAACCAGGAUGGCAAUCGCACCGUGCAGCAGUCUAGAUCUGUUGUGGCGAGAGUGUUCUAUUCCGCUCAUGCGGUAAUGGUUAGCUCUUCAAAAUCAAUAGCUAAAUUUGUGCAGCCACACCUUCUUCAAAAAUUGACGGACCUGCAAAGAGUAUCACAUAAUCUCUUGCAUAAACUGAAUGCUCCCAAACAACCUCUUUAUAAAAUGAAGGUAAAAUCCAUGUUCCUUUAUGAUGUCAUUUCCUAUCCAACAAGGACCGCCCUCACUGGUGUAAUGUGCAUUUCUUAUGCAGCACUAAUUUAUUUGACAGUCUCCAUUAAUAAAGCACUGGGAAGAAUUAAAAGCAUAAUUGAAACAGAAAAGAGCUCCAGGGAAAGCAGCAGUGAUGGUCUCGAUGCAGAUGGAUUUCCCAGAGUCAGGGAAAUGGCAAGCGAGUCUGCAACUUCCUCUGCACACGAAAUAUCUUCAGAGUUGACUAUUAAGGAAUCACCAAGCAGCGGAAGCAUCCAUACACUACUUUCGGCAAUAGAUAAAGAAAAUGAACAAUAAUGCUCCCUUGUACGCUAUACAUA
Molecule: messenger RNA, 779 nt
Organism: Lacerta agilis (Sand lizard)
Lineage: Eukaryota; Metazoa; Chordata; Lepidosauria; Squamata; Lacertidae
Product: spermatogenesis-associated protein 9-like
Exons: 5
Coding region: 64-756 (230 amino acids)
Source: RefSeq, a predicted model, not a curated record